CAAUUUCGUGUCAAAAGAGGGCUAUCUAAACAAUUUUUUUUAAACAAAAACAUUGGCACAUCGGUUUUUCUUCGCAUGUACGGCGACAAGUAGUGUAUUGGCGAUGUGACAUUGCGAGCGGUAAAACAAUGGGAUUUCUCUUGCAAAUGUUGCAGAAGGCGGCCUUGCAAACUCCGACCCGCGAGUAAGCCUAUCAGCCCUGGAGGGGCCCAAACGUGCAUGAAAACGGUUCAAAUGGUAUUCAAAAGGGACGAACGGCUACCGGCAGCCGUUCCGAUUCAUUAAACUCUUUACACCGGGUUGAAGUCAGCCGGUGAAGCCUUCCUUGUCACCGUCCCAAGAACAUUCACUUGAAGGAAGCAGAGUGUAUAUUUAACAAUCGACAUCCACGUCUGCCCAGCUCGAUCGGGUGAAGAAACAAACUGUGCAUCCCAAAUCCACCAUUGACACCUAUUGCUUUCCAUCCAAUCCACCCACCGUCCCACAAUGAGCCUCGUAACCAGCACCGUAACCUCGAUCACCGUGUCCCACACCAUCGUCUACCUCAACACCCUCCUAACCCGCUCCGACCUCGCCUGGCGACACCGCUCCUUCCUCAUCGCCAUGUGCCUCACGCACCUAAUCCAACGCGUGACGAUGAUGUUCUACAUGGACAAUAGCAUCUCGCGCAACUGCACGACGCUGAUUGUUUUCGGCAACCUGCUUGGGGUGAUCGCGUACCGGUACACGCUGCUGCAUCUGCUGGGCGCGCUGUACCGCUCGAUGCGGCAGAACGAUGUGUACUCGAAAGCCGCGUCGGCAAUAUCGGUGGCACUUUGGGUCGCGAGCUCGAUCGCAUUUAUGGAGCAUAUGCUGACGGCGCCCAUUACGGAUGCAAGUUUCUGCGCGCAGGAGUUGACGCCGUGGAAAACGACGGUGAAUAAUUCGUUGUUCCUGAUGUCGUUCGCGGUCAUUUCCAUCCCUAUCAUCAUGCAUCUUGGACGACAUUUGCGCAACGUACGGUCGACACUCACCAAGACUACCCAAAUGUCCCCCGUGGAUCGGAUCUACUACACCCAACUCUAUUUCCUCGCCGGGUUCAUCCCCGUGUUUUUGUUAUUGCUGAUCGUGCAGUGGUUCAUGCAUGAGUGGGCUUGGCUAUUGUUGGAUUUCAUCAUGUCGGACUACUGCUGGUUGCAUGGCAUCGCGCUGUUUACGUUUAAGCGAGCGCCUGAGGAGAGCGAGAAGAAGAGCCAAGUGCAGCACACGGGAUCGAAGAGGGCGAAUAACAGCACGAUGCAAAAGAGCACUAAGCUUGUGGAGAUUGCGAAGGAUACUUCAAUGGCUUGAGUGGAGGGAUCGGAGGCUUCUGAAGGAGGGGAUACCCUCCCGCAUAGUAGUAUAAGCAAUAUCACCCCACAUAUCUUGUGUGCCCAUCGAGUUCUUUUGUACUACUGGAAGCCAAAGUUGAUGCAUAACAUACAAUCCGCACGUUUACCAAUUGUUUCGUGCGUGAAUCGUUGUCGGAUACCUGGAC
Fimicolochytrium jonesii is the source of this 1516-nucleotide messenger RNA. RefSeq lists its product as uncharacterized. Bases 487 to 1329 code for a protein of 280 amino acids. The transcript has a single exon. The record is from RefSeq and is a predicted model, not a curated record. Lineage: Eukaryota; Fungi; Chytridiomycota; Chytridiomycetes; Spizellomycetales; Powellomycetaceae.